This is a messenger RNA of Heterotrigona itama, 1178 nucleotides long. The record is from the annotation of a GenBank genome assembly. Lineage: Eukaryota; Metazoa; Arthropoda; Insecta; Hymenoptera; Apidae.
AUGGGCAAGCCAGGUAAUUAAUAAUCUUCUUUAUGUUGCUUUUAUGUUCGAUAUUUUGUGAAAUGAAAAUUUCUAGUGUCAUAACAUGAUUUCUGUAAUCUGGGAUGUAAAUAAUUACGUAUUUUAUGCUCAUGCAGUAUAAGAUUAUUUAGUUUAUAAAUUAUAUAUAUAAAUUUAGGCGAACGUGAUCAAUCAUUUUUUGUUUCAUGUGAACACGUAAGGCAUUCAGUCAGAUAAACUAUAAUUUUGAUAUUUGUAUGAUACAUUACAUUAACAUAACCUAUACGUAUCCAAAAAAUUUAUAAAAUUAUUUUAUUAUAGGAUUUGCACCAGGUGGUGGUGGAUUUAGAGGAGGUAGAGGAGGUGGACGUGGAGGAGGAGGUGGUGGUCGUGGUGGAGGAAGAGGAGGAGGUGGUCGAAGUGGUGGUAGAGGUGGUGGUGGUGGAAGAGGUGGAGGUGUAGCAAGAGGACGUGUAGGUAAAAGAGGAAGAGAAGGAGGACGUGGUGGAGGUUUCAAAGGUGGCAAAACUGUAGUCAUAGAACCACAUCGUCACGAAGGUGUUUUUAUAGCUAGAGGAAAAGAAGAUGCAUUAGUUACUUUAAAUUCGGUGCCAGGUUCAGAAGUAUAUGGUGAAAAGAGGAUAAGUGUGGAGGGCGAGAAUGGUGAAAAGAUUGAAUAUAGAGUUUGGAAUCCUUUUAGAUCAAAAUUAGCUGCAGCCAUACUUGGAGGGAUAGAUCAAAUUCAUAUGCCUCGUGGAAGCAAAAUUUUAUAUUUGGGACUAGUAUAUGCUGUAGAAUUUUCUCAUAGAUCUGGUAGAGAUCUUCUAAAUGUUGCUAAAAAACGAAUAAAUAUUAUUCCUGUAAUUGAAGAUGCAAGACAUCCUUACAAAUAUAGGAUGCUUGUGGGAAUGGUAGAUACAAUAUUUGCUGAUGUGGCACAACCUGAUCAAGCCAGGAUAGUAGCUCUGAAUGCCCAAUAUUUUUUGAAAAAUGGAGGUCACUUUGUUAUUUCUAUUAAGGCAAAUUCCACAGCUCAACCUGAAGCAGUAUUUGCCGCGGAAGUAAAAAAAUUAAUUGCUGACAAAUUGAAACCACAAGAACAAAUCACACUAGAACCAUAUGAGAGAGAUCAUGCUGUUGUAGUUGGAGUUUAUAGACCGCCUCCUAAAAAAGCCUAA